Pocillopora damicornis (cauliflower coral) is the source of this 2156-nucleotide messenger RNA. RefSeq lists its product as uncharacterized. Lineage: Eukaryota; Metazoa; Cnidaria; Anthozoa; Scleractinia; Pocilloporidae. The record is from RefSeq and is a predicted model, not a curated record.
AUACGUCAUAUCAACCGCUCACGAGAGACGACUUUUCUGUGGGUUGCCGUUACGCGUGAAAUACACGAUGCUUCCUAAAUGGCUGUUUCUGCUCCUUUCACUUUAUUUCGCUGUGCAGAUGGAAGCUGGAUCGAGUUUGGCCUCAUGCGACUGUUCACAAUCAUUACAAACUUCUCGUGUGAUUUAUUAUUUAUAUUCAGGUUCCCCAGGUCCCACGCAAACCAGUACGACUCGGCCACGUCAGACCGCUAAAGGGAAAACUAUCGGGCCAUUGGAGGUAGUAGGAUUCUGUAUCCUUGCAGUACUUGUUGCCGUUGUUGCUAUUUUUGCCAUUUAUUACGUAGCCUGUCGAAAGCGGGAGGAAGACGAAGGCUCGAACGAGCCGAUGGUUGAAGUACCUGCACGUAAUUCAGCUAAACCAAAAGAAACGGAAAUUGGAAUAACUCACGACGCAUUUGUGGGAGACUCAAAUAGUCCAACGGAAGCUUCUGUUUUUAAACCGGAAGCCAUGGCUCCAGUACCGGAAGUUAAAGUUCAAGAACCAGCAGCAAAUGCUUCGGAGGUAAAACCAGAUAAUAUGGAAAGUAAAGAAACUGAGGCCGACGUCGAUGGCACUCAUGACAGUGCGUUGUAAGAACAAGAAGAAAUAUUUUGAAAUUAUUUUGAAACCAACUAGAAAAUUCCCUCGACUGGUAUCAAAAUGUCUCUUUCAUCACGAGUUUGCUACAAGGCUACCGCUCUACAUGAUGCAUAACUUUUUCUGAACAUUCCUAGACUUAUAAAAGUUUACAACACUAAACCUUUUAACGCUUAAACACCAGGAAGUGAUCAAUUUGUACCUUCUUCUUACAAUAUCUAUACAUUAUUCAACCGACGCGUAAUGAAAAGAGACAAACGAACCAGCUAAAGGGUGUUUUCUUGAUAAAAUACCAUAUUCUCUGAACUAGUUCCUUUGGGAAAUGUAAGGCAGCUAGAAACGAGAAAUACAAAUCAAAUUUUGGGACGGUAGCCUGCAUUACCUGUUGUAUUAUCCAUUAUAUUACUCAGAGUUGUCCUUAGUUCAUAUAAGGCUGCCACUUUUGGACCCCUGGAUGUAUUGUUUCAGCAUAACUAUUGGCAUAAAUUGAAUAAACGAUCAUAAUUUUUGCUCUUAUGAUAACCUGUAAUUGGGAAUUCUCCUUUUUUCGGGCAGUGCGAAAGCAUAGUGUGUUGCGCUGCUAAACUUUUAUUCUCUUUCGAAAAAGAGAGCGGUUAAUCACACAUAUUUAGUCCUUUCAAAUGAACCAUUAUCAGGUUUUAACCUUUAACUCCCAUGAGUGACCACUUCAUAAUUUCUCCUUACAAUAUCAAUACGAUAUCAAGCAGAAAAGUGACGAGAAUAGAGAAAUAAAUCAAUUUAGGGAUUAUUGUUUGAUCCAAUACUAAAUUCUCCAAACUAACAUCAUGAGAAUUGUAUAACAGACAGUAAGGAGAAUUUUAAAUGGCAUCUUGAGAGUGGAAGGGUUAAAAUAGCUGUACCUUGUUUGAUCUUUAAAAGAUCGAUCGAGUUCAUGUGUAGAUGUAUACUUUGUUUUUUAUAUAUUUUAGCCGUGUAACAAUUUUACCUUUUAACCUUUUGUAUUUUUACUCAUGUACUCUAAUAACGGGACCCCCUUUGAUACCAGCGCUUAUCACACUGACGGGGUUAUCCUUUAUAAUAUUAUCAUUAUCAUCAUUAUUUUCGUUCGCCUUGUGGAGGGAGAGGGUUUUCACAUUACUGCCUCUUACGUUGCCAAGAGGAAAGGUGCCGACAGACUUAUAUUAGUUCACAAUAACCCCUAGCUGACGCCCUAACAUCAGUAUGCAUAUUCCCCAUACAUUUCCUUAGGUGCUGACAAGGAGAAUUUGUUUAAAGAUCAAGAGUUUCUUUAGUUGGUGAUCAUUUCCUUUAUUCUCGUGAUCUUGGUAUAUGAAUCAGGGGUGAUGUUGUGAGGAGAAGUUAGAUGUUAGUCACUCUUACUGGCGGUACGAAGGGUUCAUUGUUAUACUAUUUACAUCCUCACGUUUUUUUGCCCAUUAAGUCACGUCUUCUAUUCUGGUGUGAAGUCCAGUAGUUAAAAAUAUUUUGUAAGAGCAAAUGUGUAAAUUGUUAGCAAUAGAUAUAUGAUUUUGGAGUU